Molecule: messenger RNA, 2954 nt
Organism: Cuscuta campestris
Lineage: Eukaryota; Viridiplantae; Streptophyta; Magnoliopsida; Solanales; Convolvulaceae
Source: the annotation of a GenBank genome assembly
AACCGACCUCCGCUCAAACCAUUUCUUCUGGACAGUCAAUCCCGCCACUCUCUCUCCCGACCACCGCGAAAAGCGAGAAACAUGCGUCUAUCCAUUUCCAGACAAUAAUAUUUUCUCUGUAAUUUCUUAGGGAAAAAAAGCGGAAAAAAGCAACAGCGAAAAUGGCCAAUCAAUACAAAGGAGAACAUUACCUUUUCUCUCUUCAGAAAGAGGAGGAAGAGAAGGAGUUUGAUCUGGGAUCCGACGAGCCUGAGAUCCCAUUUCCCUUUAACAUCACUUCUCGGGUGCUUUAUAUGUUGGGAGAUAUUAAGGCAGGGCCGGCGUAUCGGUUCACAGAAUGGCUGGAGCUGGUUCGUAAACGAAGUGGCAAGAUUCGCUCCUCCGGCUUCCCUUGUCGUCCUCACAGAGUUGAUACUAUGCCCUCCAGCCUAGAAGAACCAAGUACAGAUGUAAGUGAUCAUCCGCCUUCUGAGCAAGCAGCAGAAGUGAGUUUGUGGGAGAGGCUUGGUAAUGCUGCGAUGUUGGACAUUGAACCAAGCGCCAUGUCCUGGAGAACACUUUCUUCUCUCCACCACACAGAGCACAGUAGUAGUACUGAGCAAUCUGAGGAUGAAAUGAAUAAAGCAUUGGAGGUCACUGUUAAUUCGGGAGGUGUGGUUUUUUUUGCACUAUUCAACCAGCCUCUAGAUUGUGAAUCUUCUUCUACAAAGGAAGCAGUUGCCGUCAUAAAGAUAUCAUCUUCACGGAUGUCCACUCAAUCAGAGCGCCUCGGUUAUGAGUUUGCAAAGUGGCUAGGUGUCCGGACCCCACAAGCGCGGGUUAUUCACAACUGUGUUCCGGAGUGGUUGCAGAUCAAAGAUGCCGCUGAAAAAGCAAAAGAAGCAGCUAUAUCGGAAGGAGAUGAAAUUGGUGAAAUGACCUGCUCUGAGCUUCUAGAAGCUCUUGAAUUAAGCCGAUGUGUUUUACUGAUGAAUUAUAUACAUGGAUCACCUCUGCUAGAGAGUUCAAAUGCAUUUGAUUCCCAACAAUCUGCAGAAAAAAUGGCUGCAGCACUAGGGAGGGUCAUGGUUUUGGACCUUGUCAUAAGAAACGAAGAUCGCCUUCCAUGCCGUCAUCUGAGAUGGCGUGGAAACCCGGCAAACCUACUGUUAUCAGAUAAGAUGGGUGACAUGAUGAUGACUGAAACUCCCGAUGCUGCGUUUAACUCUUUAGUAAGCAGAUGCAGACCAAGUGUUAUCAAAGCAUUUCAAAAAGAAAGAAGAGCCACUUCAAUUGAUGGCAAAAUCAACCCUCCCACUUCGGGUGUACUACCACAGCAUUCUGAUCUCUCUGACGUGGUGGAGUCCCCGAAAUCAAGCAAUUUAAGCGUUAAGAGUGUAAAUUUGUUAGACGAGAUGCCAGAUUUUCAUAUCGUGGCUAUAGACUCUGGGGUUCCACGCAGGCCGCCAGCUGGAAAGCGUGCGAAUGACCAGGAAGCCUAUCCUAAGCUGGUUGAGCUCAUCAUAAACAGUUUUGAGUAUUCAUCGAAUAUCCUUCAUGAAAUAACCGGAGGAAAAUUAGGGGUUCCUCCUAAUGAUUCUGAGAUGAUGACUGUUGAUUCUCAUUUGGCCAAUAUGACUCAGGUUGUUCAUGAAUUUCGGAGUGGAUUUCGUGCAGCUUUACGCGACUUACAAGGAUUUCAUAUAUUUCUUCUCACGCUUCAUCAGAAACUGGAAAACCUCUUGAGAGUGCUCCUCACCAUUAUUGACAGAGCCUCUUCUUCGGGGGAUCUUGAGAAGGAAGAAGUGGCGGUUCCCGACUCACCACCACCGAGUAGGGAAACAACAGUUAGUGAGAACAAUUUGGAUUCAAAUGAUUCGGAGUUGCCUAGAAUAACACCCAAGCCAUCGUCAUCUUCAGGGUGUAGGGAGAACUCAGAUGGCGGUUCUCCGGUUUCCAGAGAGAGCUUGCCGGGGAAGUUUAGGGGUAAUGGAGAACCUCUGCAUAGUUUGCGUUUGGCAUCAAAAUUACGUGACUUUCACAAAUCUGCCAAGGUGGAUGCAGAAUUAAACAAAGAAUUAGAGCAAUGGAAUGAAAUGCUGAAAAAUGAUGUAAUUAAGUUAUGCCUGGAGAACAAUUUCAACACAGGCUUCUUUGAAGGCAGUGAUAACAAUUAUGUGGUUGAUGCAUAUGAGCUGAAGGUCAGGCUUGAGCAUAUUCUUGACAGAAUAGUUUUGAUUUCCAAUGCUGCAAACACAGAAAGGCCAUCGUCCAUUUCAGAGAGCCUUUUCAUUGGCGGGGCACUCGCUGCUAGAUCUGUUCACACUCUGCAACACAUAGGAAUCACACAUAUACUGUGUCUGUGCACCAAUGAAAUUGGACAGUCUGACUCUCAGUUCCCCGACUUGUUUGAGUACAAAAAUUUUUCUAUAUGUGACAAUGAAGACAGCAACAUUAGCGAUCUCUUCGAAGAAGCACAUGAUUUCAUCGAUCACGUCGAAAAAAUAGGUGGGAAGAUUCUUGUGCACUGCUUUGAAGGAAAAAGCAGGAGUGCAGCUGUUGUUCUUGCUUACUUGAUGCUGAGAAAGAACUUCACGCUAUUGCGGGCGUGGAACGCGCUGAAGAGAGUGCACCGGCGUGCGCAGCCGAACGACGGGUUUGCGAGGCUUCUAUUGGAACUUGACCAGAAGUUGCACGGGAAGGCAUCGAUGGAGUGGCAACAGAGGAGGCCGACGAUGAAGGUGUGUUCCAUCUGUGGGAAGAAUGCAGGGCUGAGUAGCAGUUCGUUGAAGCUUCACUUGCAGAAAGCACACCGGAAGCUGUCGUCUGGGAGUGUUGACAGUGCCAUGACAAUGGAGAUACAGAAAGCUAUGGAUGCUCUGAAACUGAGUAGGAGUGGGAGUGUCAGCCCCACACACAGAAGCUCUCACCCAAACAUGGUUCAGUAGUUAUUGACUUAGGGUGUGUUCUCAUUU